Durusdinium trenchii is the source of this 3201-nucleotide messenger RNA. The record is from the annotation of a GenBank genome assembly. NCBI's taxonomy places the organism in Eukaryota, Dinophyceae, Suessiales, Symbiodiniaceae.
AUGUACCACUGGCACCCUUACCGACAUGAAGGGUGGGCGCUCUACAUCAUGCUGUUGUUCCCUAGGCUUAGAGGCACCCGAGGAUGGGAUGCCAGGACGCUCACGGUAGUGGAUCACCGCUACCUGAAAAGGCUGGACUGCGAAAGCAAGAACUGGACGACCUUUCGGCAUCUUCUGGAGGCAAGAAUCGAGGCUGGUGGUUUCCUUGGACGUGAUGCAGAAGUGCAGAUGCUGGCGGAGAGUCUUCUGAGCAACUCUGAGAAGGUGUUCCAUAGCCAAGAGCUGGCGCAGGAGUUCUGGUCGAUCUUGGUAGGAGAACGCAGGCACCCAUAUCCCCAGCACUGUUUUCCAGGCUAUCAGGCGGCGUGCUUGAUGCGGGUGCUGCAUUUGGCUGCGGAGGAGGGCGCGCUGGACCCUUUUGAUGAAAGGCAUGCGCAGGUGCGCCAUUUGCUGCAGUCCAAUGCGCAGUUUUGUGCAGGCUUGUUCGGCAAAGAGGCGGCCCUAGAGUUUUUGGGGUCUACGCGGUGGCCCGUGCAGCUGCUGGACUUCGAGAUUCACUUGCGCAACUCCACGGACUUGUCUGUCACCAAAAGAUAUGCCGAGAGCCUUCCCCAAGGUGUGGAAACCUUCAACCAGCUAAGGCGCCAUUGGCCAGAGCCAUUGUUCCUGGGGCCGGGAUCUGUGGAUCCGCAGGGCAUUUCGGCAGCAUGUGAGUCCUGCCGUGCCCGCGCUGGACUGCCAAGGGCCAUUCGCUUACUGUCGGUGGAUGGUGGGCACUGUGCACUGUGGCUGGAGCCUGCAGUGUCAUUCAAUGCGCUGUUCCCAGACAUGGUCAGCACUCAGCUUGCGACCUACAGGAGCGAUGACGCUUGUAGUUCCCUCAUGGGAGAUACGGCCUUCAAGCAAAUUGAGGUGUUCAGCCACCAGCAGUACUUUAGUGACAAUUCCCUGUUCCGCGCUGCCGACGUGCUGGUGGGGCAGUGGAUUGGGGAGUGCAGCAAGCUGCGAGUGCACUAUUCCAAGCCAGUGAUUGCAUACCUGGGCUUCCUUUUGUUGAAUGACCCGGUUGUUGGAAAGUACCAUUUUUGGAGUGAGCCCUUGCCGCACUUCUGGGAAAGGUACCGCACCAUGCAAAAUUGCGAUGUGCAUGCCAAAGGGCGUCAGCUGGACGGAGGGCCUCCUUGUGCCAUCGUGUUUGAAGAGCCACAGCUGGCAGAGGCCGCGUUUUGGCAAACAGGCUUUCGGAAUCCGAGCGUCAGACCACUUGCGCUGUAUGUUGGAGCUACACAUCACCCAGAGAAUGCAUCAAAGGAUGUCCUGGUCAUAAACCGUGCCCGGCUGCUUCGGGACAUGCACUUCACUGAUGCCUUGAAUGCCAUGAAGGCCUUUUCCUACCCGCAUGACUUCAUCAACCAGAGGAGACAGAUGCCAUUCGCAGAGAUGGCUACUUACAAGGCAGCGGUGAUGAUGCCCUGGGACUUGAACCUGGUGAUGUUUCAUGAUCUCUAUGCAAUGAACCUGCCUUUGUUCCUUCCAGAUCUUGCUGGACUUCACCGAGUGGCUGUCACGUACUUUGCGCGCUUCCGGAUGAACACUGCGCAUGAGGGGCAGCCCUUCAGUGAACGUGGCCCAUGGCCCUCGUCACCUCAUCCCUUCUCACCCUUUGAUUUGGAGUUCCUGGAGGCCAGGCAGUACUGGCUCCACUUCACCGAGUAUGUCCGUGCUCCGGCGGUACAGCAUUUUGCCAGUCUUCCAGAUCUUCUGCUGCAGGUCGUCGAAUUGGAUGGGGGUCUCAUCUCCAAACAGAUGCGGGCGCAGAACGCCGAGUGCUUUCGAGCAAGCCAGGACUUCUGGCUGGGUGUUUUCGGCGGUUUUCAGCUGGGACAAGGCCGAAGUGUCCCUGCACCCCUGGUGUUGCACUUUACAAACCCAUGGGCGGAGAACAUGUGCUGGCACGGUGGCAUGUCCGAGGAGAGGUGCUGCGACACCUCCCUUGGAGCAGAAGGGGAUGCUUUGUGCUUCGAUGACUUUUGGACCUUCCACCGCUGCUGCGUUCACAAUCUAACCCUUGCCUCUCUGGAUGAUGCAGCUUGCGGCACCAGUGGGCCCUAUGGCACCAUUCUAGAGUCUCCGCUGGAUGGGGUCCCGUGGGUCCAGGCGGUUCCUAGCCAGCAGGAGCCCUUUGUGUUUCUUUGGGAUGAGAAAUCUGGGGGCACUGCUUUCAUGCAGUGGCUCAAGUAUUCAGUUUGGAGUCUGGGGAAGCUCGAGUCCUCCUUUAUGUACACCUUGCCUGGGCAUCCAGUGGCGGUUGGCAGCCCGUUCUACUUAAAGACAGCCUCGCCCUUGCAGCGGUCCAACUUCCAGGUCUUGUCUGGACACUUUGACUGGCGCGUGAUGCACGAAGGCAUUGACUGUCAAAAGCGGAAGAAAGUGCGUUGCUUCCUUCUCGUGCGCGAUCCCAUUGAACGGUUCCUCUCCUACUAUGAAGAGAGAACCGACCGGCACUUCGCCAAGACUUUGGGCCGAAGCCCAGCUGGCUGGAGUGCAGCUGCCUGGCGGUUCUACCUCAAACGUGUGGCACGUGAGAGCUUGUGGUACAAUGGCGAGGAGACCGGCCUUUUCUGCAACAGGGAAAACAUGCUGUGCCUGGAUUUGGAGAAGACAUCCCACCACCCGUUGAUUCAUCGGGUUCGUCCUGACUCAGUGAAGGAACGCUUUUACUUCCGUUUCCUGGGUGGGCCCCAGAAUAGACUGACCUGGAUGCUUGACCCAGAAUUUGGCAAUGCCCAGAGAGCAAUUUGGCGAUUGCGUCGAUGUGUGGUGGGCUUGCAAACGGAGCACUUCCAGGGCUUCAAGCAGGUGCUUGCUUAUCAUUUUCCCUGGCUCUCCGAAGUGCCCAAGGAGAUGGGCGCCAGAACUUCCCAAAAGUCGAGAGGAUCACUGCUGCUGUCGUCCUUGCCCCACUUUGCUCGGAAACUCAUCGCUCGCUACAACAGCAAGGACAUGAUCGUCUACAGUGCCGCUAGGCGCCAGUUCCGGACCCAACUCCUGCGCAUCCGGCAAGCAGCGGGAGAGGCUCCAGGCAUGCCACCAAUCGCAAAUGUGACCCUCACAGAAGCAGCUGCUAUCGUGAACAAGGCUCUGUCACACACCGCUACGUUCCGCAACCACCAGAGGCUGUCGGAGUACCUCAUGCGUUGA